Molecule: messenger RNA, 2214 nt
Organism: Cylas formicarius (sweet potato weevil)
Lineage: Eukaryota; Metazoa; Arthropoda; Insecta; Coleoptera; Brentidae
Exons: 3
Coding region: 1-1029 (342 amino acids)
Source: RefSeq, a predicted model, not a curated record
AUGGCAGAUCUGCGGCAAUGUUCUCGCGAGUUUUUGACGGAUUUUAUUUCACAUUAUGAAAGUUUUCCGUGCCUUUGGCGAGUUAAAUCUAAAGAGUACAGUGACAGGGACAAAAAGGGGGAAGCGUACGAGAGAUUGGUUGAAAAGUUCAAAGAAAUAGAUGUCAACGCGAGCAGGGAGACAGUGGUGAAGAAAAUCAAUUCUUUGAGAAGCGUUUAUCGCAAAGAAUUGGCAAAGGUAAACAAAUCGAUUCGAUCUGGGGCUGGAGAAGACGAAAUUUACAAGCCAUCUCUGUGGUAUUUCGAUUUGCUGCAUUUUCUCAAUGAUCAGGAGACACCAAGGCCGUCGAGGAAUACCAUGGACGAAAGUGAAGAGUCUGUAAACUGCGACGAAUCAUCACAACUGGUGGAAGACGAUGUGCAAGAAACUGUUAUUGACAGUGGGCCCGGUGAAGCUGCUACUACCCCUGCUACUCCUGCUUCCGAAGCAUCUACGAGUACUUCCCAUUCUGUCAAUACCUCGCACAAGUUAACUCGUAACAAGAGGAAGGCUGUUGGGAAUGAUGAUGGCACAAUUGAAGUCCUGCAGGUGAUAGGGAAGAAACUGGAAUCGCUACAGGCAGAUGAUGCAUUUCAGGUAUUCGGAAAACAUGUGGCUAAUAAACUCAGAGAAGUCCCGAAUUCACAAAACAUAAUUGCUCAGAAACUAAUUUCCGACGUUUUAUUCGAAGCUGAGUUGGGUACGCUUACCAGAAAUUUUCGAAUUGUUGACAUGAAAAGCCAGCGACAAGAUGAUUUUGGUUCAAUGAAUGCCACGAAUUAUUGGCCUCAACAGAAUACGCCACAUCAAAUCAGAAUGCAACAAAAUCUUUCUUCACAAGUUGGACAAUACCACUCCUUCUCGCAGCAGCCGCAGCCUAUGCCACAUAACUACGCCCCAGAACAAAUACCUCACACUCAGGAGUAUGAAACAAUUGGGAAAAUUCCGGCAGUUUCAUGCAUCAUCCCACAGCAAGCAGGCGAAAAUUGACCACAGGAGAACCUCCUCCAUGGCGAUAUCACACAAAACUGAGCAACAAUUCGAAAAUUUCUGGUAAGCGUACCCAACUCAGCUUCGAAUAAAACGUCGGAAAUUAGUUUCUGAGCAAUUAUGUUUUGUGAAUUCGGGACUUCUCUGAGUUUAUUAGCCACAUGUUUUCCGAAUACCUGAAAUGCAUCAUCUGCCUGUAGCGAUUCCAGUUUCUUCCCUAUCACCUGCAGGACUUCAAUUGUGCCAUCAUCAUUCCCAACAGCCUUCCUCUUGUUACGAGUUAACUUGUGCGAGGUAUUGACAGAAUGGGAAGUACUCGUAGAUGCUUCGGAAGCAGGAGUAGCAGGGGUAGUAGCAGCUUCACCGGGCCCACUGUCAAUAACAGUUUCUUGCACAUCGUCUUCCACCUGAAAAUAUUAAACAAUAAAUGUAUUAUUGAUCUCCAUAUUUUUAUUAUUUUUACAAAUUUUCAAUGAUGAAACUCUUGCAAUAUUUCUUCUUUUUUUGUUUUGUUUCAGUUUCCCAAGACUGAAGAGGAGUGGAUGGAAGUUGCAGCGGAGUUUGAAAGAAUGUGGCAGUUCCCUCAUUGUUUAGGGUCAAUUGACGGAAAACAUAUUAGAAUUGUGCCACCUAAAGGAAGUGGGUCCUAUUAUUUCAAUUACAAAAAAACACACAGUGUUGUUCUUAUGGCAAUAGCCAAUGCCAAUUGCGAGUUUUUGUACUGUGAUAUAGGAACAAACGGUCGGAUCUCAGAUGGAGGAGUCAUAAAUAACACUCAAUUUUAUGAAAAACUCGUUAACAACGAGUUAAAAAUUCCAAAACCCCGAUCCAUUGGAAGUUCAAACAGAGUUUUAAGAUAUGUUUUUGUUGGGGAUGAAGCCUUCGCUAUGCGUCCAGACCUUCUCAAACCAUAUCGACGAGAAACAUUAACAAGGGACCGAAGAAUUUUUAAUUACCGCCUAUCUAGGGCGAGGCGUGUUGUUGAAAACACAUUCGGCAUUUUGGCUUCCCGAUUUCGUAUUUUCCACACAAGUAUUAAUUUAAAGAUGCACAACGUCGAUACUGUAGUUCUUGCGUGUUGCGCUUUACACAACUUUUUGCGGAGAAAGUCCCCCCAAAACUACACCCCUCCAGAAAGUAUGGAUCAGGAAAAUAUUUCUGAAUGUACUGUUCAAUUAGGUGAAA